CCAUAAAUAAAGCCAGGCCAAAGUGUAGCCAAGUUCAUUCCUAAUCAUAUUGCACUCGUUCCCGUUCUCAUCAUUUUUCGUCGUCCACAAUGCAGCAAGACGCCAAAAUUAGUCAAGACCCCGAAAGGCUCAGCUCUCACCCUUCCAGUUGCGUACCAGCCGAGAAGUCAGUGCUCAACGGUCAAGCUGUGCAAGAUGACUGCUCCCAGAUCAAACUCGACCCCGAAGAACACCCGUUCAAUUGGCCCGCGCAAAAGGAGUGGAUGGCGACGAUAGUCAUUGUCCUCAUGACUGCGAAUAUCACCUUCUGCUCGAGUGUUCACGCUGCGGCAAUCCCAGGCGUCACCGAAACAUUUGCAUGUUCUCCGACCGUCGCAACGUUGGGAGUAACGACAUUCCUCGUCGGAUUUGCCUCAGGCCCCAUGUUAUUCGCACCGCUCUCGGAAGCAUUGGGAAGAGAGAUUGUCUUCCGUAUUACCAUGUUUCUUUUCUUCUGCUUCAACAUCGGCUGUGGGCUAUCGCCUAACCUUCCUGCUCUUCUGAUACUGCGAUUCUUCAGUGGCUUCUUUGGGUCACCCGUUGUGACCAACAGCGGCGGAUGCUUGGCCGACAUCUGGCCUCAAAGCCAUCGUUCGGUUCCAUUUGCACUGUUCACGACGGGCAGUUCCCUCGGUCCAGUCCUAGGGCCAGUGGCAGGAGGUUUCAUAUCGCAGCACCUGAACUGGAGAUGGCUCUAUUGGGUUGUGACCAUCAUUGCCGCAGUCGCAUACACCGCUAUGCUCUUCUUCCUUCCCGAGACAUACACGAAAACGUUGCUCGAACGUAAAAUGGCAAAGGUCGGCAUGAAGCCCCCACGGCAAUCCUUCAAAGAGCAAUACUCCACUCGUUCGAUGACGUAUGACACUAAGCUUCCAAGCACCCUUCAUCUACCUUGACCAAGAGGAAGAAUAUUUUCCGAGUGAUUUUGGGGCUUUCCUCGAGCACGUGAUUCCAAUGAACGGAACCAAGCCAUUUAGCCCACCGCUAAAUACUCGUCCCUGUUUGAACAACUUGGACCUGUUGAAUCAAUACGGCAGCUCGGGUG
Messenger RNA from Didymella exigua CBS 183.55, 1084 nucleotides. Its product is annotated as MFS general substrate transporter. The record is from RefSeq and is a predicted model, not a curated record. Gene Ontology annotation, molecular function: transmembrane transporter activity. Gene Ontology annotation, biological process: transmembrane transport. The transcript has 2 exons. Lineage: Eukaryota; Fungi; Ascomycota; Dothideomycetes; Pleosporales; Didymellaceae. Bases 90 to 935 code for a protein of 281 amino acids.